AUGGUCCAAGUGUCUCGGAAAACUCGUCUAACAGAUCUCCUUCAUUAUCGUAUCAAGGUGACGACACUCGACGGUCGUAAUAUUAUUGGUGAGCUCCUUGCCUUUGACAAAUAUAUGAAUCUAGUUCUUGCUGAUGCCGAAGAAUUCAGAAUCACAAAUAAAUCCAAAUAUGCCAUAAGGGAUGCCAAACGCCUGGGGGCCAUCAACACCGCUGACCUUGUCAAAGAAGAUAAGCGCGCUUUGGGUUUGAUAAUUCUUCGUGGGGUCAAUGUCGUGGGUGUUACUAUCGAAAGUAAACCACCAGUAGAUAAAGCCACUCGUAUGGGGGUAGGAAAGACCACUGGUGGUGGGGUGAUGAAGCCUUUGAAUGAAAAGCAGGUGAAGAAGGACAGUAAUGCCAAAUUUUUGGCAAGUGCUCUUAGGGCUCCAAUAAAGACGGUGAGAGGUGGGUUCAACCAAGGGCCACGGAAAUUCCAGCCGCCACCGGGAUUCAAGAAAAAUUGA
Molecule: messenger RNA, 504 nt
Organism: Saccharomycopsis crataegensis
Lineage: Eukaryota; Fungi; Ascomycota; Saccharomycetes; Ascoideales; Saccharomycopsidaceae
Gene: SMB1
Product: mRNA splicing protein SMB1
Exons: 2
Coding region: 1-504 (167 amino acids)
Biological process (GO): mRNA splicing, via spliceosome
Cellular component (GO): U5 snRNP; U2 snRNP; U2-type prespliceosome
Molecular function (GO): RNA binding
Source: RefSeq, a predicted model, not a curated record